GGGCGGGGAGGGGUUUUUUUUUUUGGGGGGUUGGGUUGGACCCCGCGGCGCUGCUGCCAAGACCGACCCCUUUGCCCAUCGCUCCUAAGGAACUCUCAUGGCUUCACGGCUGCAGACAAGUUGCCGUGCAUCGUGGUGGACUAUCGGAGUUUGCAUCCUGGCGGCCGCGCUCCUACCAGGACUGCGAGCUCAGACCGUCCUGGUCAAUGACACCGUGUCGGGGUUCAUCGGCACAGACGUGGUCCUGCACUGCAGCUUCACCAACCCCCUCCCCAAUGUGAAGAUCACGCAGGUGACGUGGCAGAAGGCCACCAACGGCACCAAGCAGAAUGUGGCCAUCUACAACCCUGCCAUGGGGGUGUCCAUCCUCUCCCCCUACAAGGAGAGGGUGACGUUCCGGAACCCCUCCUUCAAGGAUGGCACCAUCCAGCUCUCCCGGCUGGAGCUGGAGGAUGAGGGGGUUUACAUCUGUGAGUUCGCAACUUUCCCCACCGGCAACCGGGAAGGGCAGCUGAACCUCACUGUGCUGGCCAAGCCCACGAACUGGAUGGAGGGCACCAAGAGGCCGCUCAUCGCGAAGUCUGGCAGGACAGAAAAGAUCCUGGUGGCCACCUGCACCUCCUCCAACGGGAAGCCCCCCAGCACUGUCACCUGGGACACCAAGCUGAAGGGGGAGGCGGAGUUCCAGGAGAUCAGGAACAGCAACGGCACCUUCACGGUGAUCAGCCGGUACCGGCUGGUGCCCAGCCGGGAGGCCCAUCGGCAGCAGCUCAUGUGUGUGGUCAACUACCAGCUGGACAGGUUCACUGACAGCAUCACCCUCAACGUGCAGUAUGAGCCAGAAGUCACCAUCGAGGGCUUUGAUGGCAACUGGUUCCUCAACCGCAAGGAUGUGAAGCUGAUAUGCAAAUCUGAUGCCAACCCCCCAGCUCACACCUACGAAUGGAAGCUGCCAAACGGGACUCUGCCAGGGAGCGUGGAAAUCCAGAACAACACCAUCUACUUCAAAGGGCCCGUGUCCUACAGCGUGGCCGGCACCUACGUCUGCGAGGCCACCAACGCCAUCGGCACACGCUCGGGCCUGGUGGAGGUCAAUGUGACAGAAUUCCCCUACACCCCGUCUCCAAUCGAUGAUCACAAAUCCAUGGUGCAGCCGAACAUCCCCACACCGGUGAUUGGGGGCAUAGUGGGAGGAGUCUCGCUGGUCCUGCUGGUGGCCGUGGUGCUCUUUGUGGUACUCCGGCGCCGGCGUCACACCUUCAAGGGUGACUACAGCACAAAGAAGCACGUGUACGGCAACGGCUACAGCAAGGCCGGCAUCCCCCAGCACCACCCCCCCAUGGCCCAGAACCUGCAGUACCCCGACGACUCGGACGACGAGAAGAAGCCGGGCCCCUUGGGCGGCAGCACCUACGAGGACGAGGACGAGGAGGCGGGCGGCGAGCGCAAGCUGGGCGGCCCCAACAAGUACGAGGAGGACGCCAAGAGGCCUUACUUCACCGUGGACGAGGGGGAGGCCCACCCCGAGCCCUACGACGAGAGGACACUCGGCUUCCAGUACGACCCCGAGCAGCUCGACAUGGCCGAGAACAUGGUGUCGCAGAACGACGGGUCUUUUAUUUCCAAAAAGGAGUGCAACAACCCCAGCCUUGGCUGUACCACGUAGUUGGCAUUGAUUGCCACUUCUCCAAUAUCACAUCCCUCUUCUAAGCACAGGCUUGGUAGACAGGGUAGGAGUGAUUGAGCCUGGGGUAUUGAUCUCGUCCUCCUUCCCUUGAGCCACUGUGUUGUGAUGGGGAGGUUUGGAUUGCUGCUAUCUCUGCUCUGUGGAUAAAUGGGAUUCCAGACUUCAGGGCCCUCUGCCUCACACCGACCGUCUCCAAAAUUAGAUUCACUGGGUUGGGGCUUAUUUUUCUUCUUGUGGGUUAAUUUUAUUUUUUUUUUUUAAUUUGAUGUAUAAAUAAAUCUUUUGUUUGAAAAGAAAUCCCCAGUUUUCUGAGCUGUAUUAUCAUGCACAUCUAAAAAUAGCAGGACUAAUUUCUCCUCCUGCCUUACCUGCUGGGUUUUGUUCCAUAGCAUCCAGUGGUUUAUCCUGCUGCAGAAGAGAGGGUGGAGAGGCAGACCCACACAGAUGAGUCAAGGUCAGAUCUCUGAUCCAGGCAGCUUCCAGUGCUCCCCUUUGCCAUGUGGUGCUUGGUCCAGACCACAUGAAGCUCAGCCUGAGCCAUCCACAGUUUGUCCCUUGCUCUGAUUGCGUUAGUGGGGAAGGGGAGUGGGAAAUCCAAUUGUUGGCCUGUAAUCUUCCUGCUGUUCCUGCCAGCCCUUCAGGCUUCCUGGCUUCUGGCAGAACAGCCACAUGCCACAGGAAGGCUGCUUUAUGUCCUCUGGAAGGCAGGGCAGACAGAGCUUCCCUUGGGGUCUCUCAGGCUGAAGCUUAAAAAAUGAGGCUAAAACCUUCCUGGGUCCAUCCACUGCCCCCAGGAGCACCCUGAUAGUGAGAAACACCUUCCCCAAUAAAGGAAAUAAAAUCUCUUAACAUAUCUCUGAUGACUAGUCAGGGCUGGUGAUUAGGAGUGGGAAUGACUUCCCUCCAGUGCUUUGGGAUAGCAGCAUACACAGGGCUUUAAUUCCCCAAAGGAAUCUGUAAUCUGGACCAGGGCAGGGGCAGCACAGCUGGGGGUUGUACCUCAGCCACAGCUCACCCCAGUGUCACACAGGGUGUGCUGCAGAGGGAAUUCCCAGCAAAGUCCUCCUCCCAAGUGAAUAAUCCUUUAGGUCUGCAUUUCACAGCCAGGCUCUAAGCAGGACUGGGACAGUGUCUCCAGCACCAGGCUCUGGGUGGUCCAUCACCAGAGUGCAGUUGGUGGCACAGACACACUCUGUGAGGGGAUGGGUUUGGAAGAAAACAACCUUUUCUAAGAUCUGCAGGGUCCAGCCGAGAUUCUGCAUGUUCUUCAUUAGUCACAGGCAGGGGCCACUGCUCUGAGCUGGCAAAUUCCCACUGCACUGACCCCACAGGGAAGCUGUGCCCUAAAGACCAGAGGCACAAAGCCUGGCAGACAGAGCAGGAGGGCCUGGGAGGGAUCAGGACAGUGUGGAUGUUCCCAAGUUGAGGUGUGGCUUUCAGGAACUGUGAACAAGGAGUCCUGAGCAACCUGCUUUGGGUAGUUACUACUUUGCAUUUGGAGGUGUCGUUUUUGGAGAUGGUUCAUUUACUGCCUGUGCACACACUGUCCACACAGUUCACUGAAUGGGGCUCAAAAAACCCAGGGAAAGGAAAGGAGGUUUUGGAGCAACAUGGUAUUUCCAAGCUCGUUCCCUUUCUGCUGCAGCACAUUUUUUUCCUCCCCAGCACUGCACCAGCACAAAUGUAGGACUCAGCUCAGCCACUUACCUCAUCACAGUGCUUCAGAAAAGGGGUCAAACGAUUAUUUUUCAUCCAGAACCUGAACAAGCCUGGGGUGGAGGAUCCUUAGGCAGCGUUGCCUGGCACAGCAGUGAGGUACCCUGCCAGAUCAAGGUUCAGGAGGGCAUUCUUCUCAUCCUUGGGCCCUCCAGCAUUGCUCCCUCGGUGCAGUUGUCCCUGCAGCCACAGAGAAAUGCCACCUCUGUGCUGGGAUUUGCUUCUUGCUGUCCCAUGCAAGGUCAGCUAAAUGGCCAGGAGACUCUUGGGGUGGCAAUUAGCCAAGUGAUUAGCCUUUAAUCCAUAAGAAAAAGGCAGAAGGAAAAAGAAGUGUGGGGGUGGAAAAUCAGAUUGAUGUUACAUCUGAGAUCUGUUUUGGUCCUGUAAUAGCAUCACUGUCUUCUCUGGGUUGAAUUGCUCUGAGGGAGCCCUUGAAGGUAAUUAGAUCAGGUUUUCCAGCAUCAUCAGGAAGAAAGUGGUUCCUGUCUCUACCUGAAUGCAGGGGGGAGCUCAGGAGAGAUGCCAAAUUGAACACCACGUGCUUCCUGGGGGGUUCUGCAGGGGAGGGAAAGGUGCUGGAGACACUGCAGUGCUCACCUUGCAGGGACAACCUGCCCAGUGGCCCCAGGGGCUUCCUGGUGCAUGGACUAAGAGGGGGUCAGAGGGACAAUCUGCUCUCUCCUGAGGGGACAGUGUCACUUGUCCCUCUGUGCCCCAGUUUCUCACAGUGGGCAGAUUGUGCCAGGCUGGAAUUUCACAGCUGCCCAGGAGCUCCCAGGCUGGGUGACCCCUCUGGGACCCUCAGGCUGCCUGGAGUGAAAAAUCCCCUGCUUCUCCAUCCCCCCUUUCAUCAGAGGUGCUAAGGAGGUGUCAAAGGGCCCCGUGGGACCUGGGAAAAGAGCAAGUGGAAGCUUCCAGUUGGGAGAGGGAAGCUGUCCCCAUCCUCUCCUCCCCGGUGCUCGGGAGCUGCUGCUCUCCAGGGAUUGUCCCUUUACACACCAGUCCUGAGCUGGUGUGUCCCAUUAGGGGUACCUGGGCUGGCUUUUGUGCCUGGGAAACGCCUUCACCCCGCUGGGGACUGGGUGUCAGUGCCUGGGGGCCGUGGCUGGCUGCCCCACCUCCGUCUGAAGGGAUCAUUGUCCAGAUCCUGAUCCUUGCCAGUGAAGAGACGUAUCAGCAUGGUGCUUCUUCCCUUCCCCAGCCCUCAUCCUGGGUGGCAGCCUGAGGGGGAGCUCAGGCUGAACCCUGUGGGUCUCGUGACCCAAAACACUGGUGAAAUUUGGGCUGAUCCCCCAGUUUCUUCCCUGUGUGUAUUCAAGGAGCUGUACAAGCAAACCCAUCUUUGUCACAAACCAAAAGGAGCCUGUGGUUUUAUGUACAAAGACACCCCAGCUGUUUUCCUGCUGGGGUUUAUCUCUAGGAUUAUUCAUUGCAAUUCACCCUAGUGAUGUUAUUUUCCCUUAUUUAAUUACCAGGGUUAUUUUUUUUCCCCCCUGUUAAGUUAUUGUCAUUCAACCAGGUGGGGAAAAAAUAAAAAAUUACAAAAAGAAACAACCUGAGGAUUUCUUCGUGAAAUAAAUCAACAAACUGAAGUGGUUACACCAAAUUGAUUGCAAAGACAGGAGGGACAAAGGGAGCCAUUUUCCUGAUGUUGAGUCAAAAAGAAACAACAACUGUUCAGCAGAAAUCACAGAGGGUUAGAGAGAGAGAGAGAGAGAUUCCAAAGAUUGAUCUUCAAGCAAUUAGGGAAGGGAAUGUGAUUAGAACAGGGGCUGCUGCUCUGCUUUGCUGUUUGCCUUUCCCAUGCACAAGCACACACACACACACAUGCACACCGAGUUUUGGGAGUUUUGGGCACCAAUCCUUGGGUGGAAGGGGUUCCCCCCAUGCCCAGCUCCCUGAGGGAGUCAGAUGUGUCAUUCCUGCAGGCUCAGAGGUUUCCUGGCCCAGUUAGAUCCAGGAGGGGAGGCAGUGAGAUGGGUUGGAGCCUUUUGCCAGCAGGUUAAAAUCCACUUUCCCCUUUAUCCAAGCUCACAACCCCUGCUGUCGUAGCACUGAAGUUUUGGGUCUGCCCGGGCUGUGGGCAGAGGACCCCCAUGGGGAGAGGGGACCCUGCCAGCCUGGUGUGCACUGAUGCCUGUUCUUCAUUCCAUGGGGUGUAAAACAGCGCUUCACCCUCCCCAGAGCUGCACUUUCACCCCCCUCUUGCCACCCCCUUCGUGUUUGCUGAGAGGUGCUGGUGGUUUGAGCUGCAGGCUGGGAGAGGCAGGGCAAGGGUGGGAAGGUCUCAGGUCCCACCACUGCCUCACCAGCACUCCCCAAACUCACCAGCCUCUCCCCAGGGGCCACAGGGGUG
This is a messenger RNA of Myiozetetes cayanensis, 5759 nucleotides long. It is a transcript of the gene NECTIN1, whose product is annotated as nectin cell adhesion molecule 1. Gene Ontology annotation, biological process: homophilic cell-cell adhesion; heterophilic cell-cell adhesion; protein localization to cell junction. Lineage: Eukaryota; Metazoa; Chordata; Aves; Passeriformes; Tyrannidae. The record is from RefSeq and is a predicted model, not a curated record. Gene Ontology annotation, cellular component: adherens junction. The transcript is spliced from 7 exons. Bases 98 to 1666 code for a protein of 522 amino acids.